Messenger RNA from Cyprinodon variegatus (sheepshead minnow), 3400 nucleotides. It is a transcript of the gene clmp, whose product is annotated as CXADR-like membrane protein. The coding region runs from base 425 to 1579 and encodes 384 amino acids. NCBI's taxonomy places the organism in Eukaryota, Metazoa, Chordata, Actinopteri, Cyprinodontiformes, Cyprinodontidae. The transcript is spliced from 7 exons. Gene Ontology annotation, cellular component: cell surface; membrane; cytoplasmic microtubule. The record is from RefSeq and is a predicted model, not a curated record.
GCCCUCUCCUCCUCUUUGGGUGCUUUGUGCGGCGGAGGAGGAGAAGAGGAGAGGCUGCCCGAGGAGGAGACAGAGGGGAGCCUGAAACCAACACGUCCCACGCCAGAUCCACACAACCUGGGGGCAACUUUGAUUUGGACGCAUGCGAUGCACAUGACAAUGAAGAGAAAGAGCCACAUUUCUGCCUCUUUCUCUCCCUCCUGCUCUCCUUGGGAGGCUUAGAUGAGUCGGGCGUGUGCAACAUACUACUACUGUACGUCCUUGGACUGAGGCGCUGAAUGAAGAUUUAUUUGUGUGUGAUUUCGCUGUUCAGCUCGCUGAUGGUGCCGCCUCGCCGUGCCUGCGCUUAGGUCAGCCCAAUGAAUCCAGAGGCGGUCUGAGCGCAUUGUUUCCUGCUCCGUUGCUUUUGGGAUUUCCAGCCGUGAUGUCUGCAAUCUUGCGCUCUUUGUUUCUGGUUCUGUUCAGCCUGCUGUCAGUGGGGGCCCAGACAGAGAUGAAGAAGGUUGUUGGGGACAAUGCCACCUUACCAUGCCACCACCAAUUCCAAUCUUCUGGCUCUCUUGACAUCGAGUGGCUGCUGCAGAAACCUAACUCAAAGCAGAAAGUGAUCAUUACCUUCUUUGGAGGGCAGGUCUACACCAACGAGGCCACUGGGAGUGAGGCCAGCCGCCUGUCCUUUGCCGGGGAGUACCUGGGCGGUGACGCCUCUCUGCUGAUCAGUGACCUGGUUCUGACCGACUCUGGGGAGUACUCCUGUAAAGUCAAGACUGGGGGAAAAUACCACUGGAGCCAGGUCAACCUUAUUGUUUUGGAGAAACCCUCCAAGCCAACAUGCCGGAUGGAUGGAGAACUUAUGGAGGGCAAGGAUGUCAAGCUGAGCUGUAAAUCCAUCGAUGGUUCAGAACCCAUUAGCUACAAGUGGGAGCGAGUUCUUGACAAAGGGAAGAGUCUGGGCAAGCUGCCAAACCUGGCGCUGAUAGAUCUGAAGAACCCAGAGAUCGUCACCCUGAGGAAUCUCACAAUGGAUAGCACGGGUGUCUACAGGUGCACGGCAAGCAACGAUGUGGGAGAGGAAAACUGCACCAUUGAGGUCACGAUGCAUGUGAGGGAUGUUGGGAUGGUAGCGGGAUUCGUGGUGGGAUUAUCUUUCGGCGUCCUUGUUGUCAUACUAAUUGUUUGGCUCGUCUUCCGGAAGAAAGAAAAAAAGAAGUAUGAAGAAGAAGAGACCCCAAAUGAGAUCAGGGAAGAUGCCGAGGCUCCCAAGGCCAAAUUGGUGAAGCCAAACUCCCUAUCCUCAUCUCGCUCUGGCAGCUCACGCUCUGGCGCCUCCUCCACCCAAUCAAUGGUGCACAACAGCACCCAGCGUGGCCACCGCCCACGUCCACCUGCCGUGUCAGCUCUCAAGGAAAAUGGACAACCUCCAGGUUUCCCCCAAUCCCCUCCAGCCUACACCACAGUGGUCCCCCCCAAAACUCCUGAGCCCCCUAUCACUCCAAAAUUCAACUCCAGGAACAUGUCUGGGCCCACACCCCCAACCCUCAUGGUUCCAGCCCAGACCAAGGCCUUUCAGACUGUGUAGGACUGAAAGUCACGUCCUUUCCUGUAGCCAUGUAAGACUCCAGCCCCUCCCAAGAGCCUCAUAACCCCCCCUCCCAAAGACUGAGACUCUUCUAUAAACAAAGUGAAAUGCAACUAGUUUAAAGGAUGUAAUUUAAAAAAAAAAAAUUGAAACUAUAAUUCCAAAAGAAGUUUUAAUGAAUGCAUAAUUUAAAGGGUGAAAUAUUAAAGAUGCUUGCCCAUAUCGAAUAAAAAAAAUAAGAAAAACAAAACAAAAAAAAGCAGAAGCCUGAGAUGCAAAAUGAUCACAUGGCUGAUGGCUGAACUUUUUUGCUGAGUUUCUUCUUUUAGCUUUGGAUGGUACAGAGAAGCACCAUGUGCAUUGAGGUGGAAGGCCCCCCCAGAAGAGCUUUAUUUAUUUAUCAAAUCAAAGGCUAAGGCAUGCAGUCAGAGUGAGAAAAGGAAACUAAAAACAUACUUACAUUCACCCUCACUUGUACAAGAUGAAUAUAAGUAGGUCAGAAAUUAGGGGGAAAAAGAGAGACUGUGUGGGAAGCUGGAUUUUUGGGGAUUUUUCUUUUUUAAAGAUGGAAACUAGGAGGGAGCGGUGAUCCUCUGAUUCAUGUCACUCCACGCCUCUGUAUGGCUGCUUCCAACAACUUCCUCUAAAACCACAAACCGCUUUGCCUCCCCCAUGGGCCUGGCCAAUUUUGCCCAUCCAUGUGGACAGACACGGUGCACGGCGUGUGAAUUAUCCACCUCAAUGCGCUCGGUCUUUUGUGCUCUCACAAAGGAACCCAUGAGAAACCACAGAAGGACUCGGCUGACUCAUGAGCGCCUCAACUGCUUCAAUGGGUGGGGCUGUUAACUACCAGGAUGUAGCAUUGAUGGUGAAGUCAAAAAAUGGACUUGUUAUUGCUCCUCCCACAUCUACAUGUAUUGCUACCAAAUAUUCUCCUAAGUAAUUUAGUAGCAUUUAUAAGGCCUAUAGCGAUACUUUUAAUAUAGAGGUAAGCAUCUAUUAGAACAGCUAGAAUCUUUUUUUUUGUUUUGUCUCUGUUUUUCUUUGUCUCCUCCUCCUGAGCAGGUUGCAAAUUGUCACAUACAGCCAAGUGUAAAUCAUUAAUUUUAAGAAUUGCCAAAAAAGCCCCAAGAUGGCUUAUGAUUGGCAUCAUUUUUUUUUUUUUUUACCAGUUACAUUUCUUAACUGAAGCCAAAAUCUGUUGCAAUGAAUGUGUGAUGUACAAAGAUGGUAGAGUCCAUUAAUUUCAGUCUCCUUCAGGGUACGGCAUCAUUCUAAGGCACAUCUCUUAAGUUUGACUUUAGUUUGUCUAAAGAAGGAGACCAAGGAUUGUGAUUCCUGAGAAAUCCAACACUCUCCUUGGAUCCUUAAAUGCGCUGUGGAACUUGAUUGAUGCUUUGCCCAAUCACUUGCUUGGUUAAUGCUUGUUGUCUGCAAGCAACCCAAUUAUUGUAUCCUCUCAGAUACAAAGUGACUUAAAGUAGCUGAAAAAAUGGCAAGUAGCCUAUCUAGUGUGCCUUUGCAAUCCUUCUCUCUUUUUUUUUCUGCCCACCUCCCUCGGCCCUUAUCUUCAUUAUAACAGUGUUUAAGUCUCUGUUCACAUGCAGCUUUGAGGGUCACCAGCAGAAACACUUGAUAUCACAAAAAACAUCCCAGUAAGAGAUGCUGCAGAGGGAGCACCAAGUAGAGUGAGCGGUGAGAAAAAAAUCGCAUGCCACAGGACUAUGUACUGUAAAUUGUGUAGGCUGUCUUGUUUUAUAUUGUACAUACAGAUAAAUAUAUACACAGGAUGUCAGUUUGUUUUAAAAAAUGAGGGUAAAU